UCACAUCUUUCUGCAGCAGACUCUGGUUGAUGCUGCUGAUUGCACAUGUGCAGAAAAGUGUGUCUCAUUCAUCUUUUCAAAUCAUUCCAUCCAGACUGCAGCUCUUUGAAUAUCAGUCAGUCUCUUUUACCUGUGAAGGGUUAAAUGAUUCAGCUGGAUGGAAAGUGAGGAAUACCAGGGGAAUUGUUAAUAGAUGUUCCAAUGGCACUGUGAAGACCUGCAGCAUAGACUAUGCUUUUGCAUCAGACACUGGAGAAUACUGGUGUGAGAGUGGAGCAGAGAGAAGCAACACUGUCAACAUCAAUGUCUCAACUGGUUCUGUAAUCCUGGAGAGUUCUGUCUAUUCUGCAGUGGAGGGAGACGCCAUGAGUCUGCACUGUAAAAGCAAGACGGCUUCCUCCAAUUUGACAGCAGAGUUCUAUAAAGAUAACGUCCUCGUGGGCAGCAGCUAUGAUGGGAAGCUGAAGAUCCAAAAGGUUUCCAAGUCUCAUGAAGGUCUCUACAAAUGCAAAUUACACGGAGUUGGAGAAUCACCAGAGAGCUGGAUGGUUAUUCGACUGAAAUCCAGCACAGGGGGAGGUGUUCCUGUGACCCUGAAGAAUCCUGAUCCUCCUGUGACUGAAAGAUCUCACAGAGAAUUUCCUCUGUCACACCUUUACUACAUCCUGCUGUGGGCGGCUGUCGCUACUGUGUUGGCUCUGCAGCUUCUGGUGUUAGGACUUCUUUACUGGAAAAAGCAACUUGUGGUAUCAGUGAUAAAGAUGAAUGAAUCAAACAAGUACCAAGACGCUGUCCCAAAAAAGCCGAGGAAAAACAGAGGCACUGAAACUGCUGCUGAUAAUUUGAGCUUCUGUCUUGAAGCAGACAGCGCCACAAACCCACAGACAGGAAAAGAUAGAGAUGAACUCUCACCUCACAUGUUACACUCUACUUUCAUGGGCAAGAACACUCCACAGUUUCUUCAAAAUGAAUCAGGAGGAUGCGGCGUGCAAGCUGGUCUGUCAGAUCCACGUUUAACUUAUCAGAGACAUCAGCGUUCUACCAUCAAGUGGGAAAAUCACCGAAAGGAGACUCAGCUGAAUUGA
Archocentrus centrarchus (flier cichlid) is the source of this 1085-nucleotide messenger RNA. Its product is annotated as low affinity immunoglobulin gamma Fc region receptor II-b-like. Lineage: Eukaryota; Metazoa; Chordata; Actinopteri; Cichliformes; Cichlidae. Gene Ontology annotation, cellular component: external side of plasma membrane. Bases 30 to 1085 code for a protein of 351 amino acids. The transcript has 11 exons. Gene Ontology annotation, molecular function: transmembrane signaling receptor activity. Gene Ontology annotation, biological process: cell surface receptor signaling pathway; immune response. The record is from RefSeq and is a predicted model, not a curated record.